This is a messenger RNA of Solanum tuberosum (potato), 1833 nucleotides long. RefSeq lists its product as uncharacterized. Bases 1 to 1833 code for a protein of 610 amino acids. The record is from RefSeq and is a predicted model, not a curated record. The transcript has a single exon. Lineage: Eukaryota; Viridiplantae; Streptophyta; Magnoliopsida; Solanales; Solanaceae.
AUGGACAAGUGUUGGAUGCGUUGUACUGACAGAUCGAGCGAUGUUUACUUAAAAGGAGUUGAGAGUUUUCUUCAAUUUGCAUUUAAGCAAUCAGAACUAGAAGAUGAAAUUCCUUGUCCUUGUAAGAAAUGCAAUAACGUUUUCCACAAGUCUAGAGAUGAAGUCAAGGAACAUCUAAUAAUUUUUGGGAUAGUUCAAGGAUACACACGUUGGCUUUAUCAUGGAGAAUUUGCACCUAAAAAGCAAAAUGUUAAUCAAGAGGAAAAAGGAAAGGAACCAGGUGUUCCUUCUCAAAAGAAAAGAAAAGAGCGAGGUGAUGAUAUGUUUGAGAUGAUAUAUGAUGUUGUUGGUCCUGAAAUCACAAAUGAUUCUAGUGGGGUUAAGUAUAAACAUGGUGAUGCUUCAGAAUCUACUUCCACAUUUUCCAAAUUAUUGGAGGAUGCUGCACAACAACUUUAUCCUGGUUGCGAGACAUUCUCCAAGUUAUCACUAAUUGUGGAACUGUUCCAAAUCAAGUGUCUUUAUGGGUUGAGUGGUAAAGCAGUUGAUAGCAUACUAAAGUUAUUUAAACGAGCACUUCCUUCUGGUGAAACUUUACCAGAGUCAUUUUAUGGAGCAAAAAAAGUGAUUCAAAAUUUAGGUCUUCAUUAUGAAAAGAUACAUGCUUGCGAGAAUGAUUGUAUGUUAUUUUGGAAACAUAAUGCGAAAGCUGAAUCCUGCUUGAUUUGUGGGGAGUCUAGGUGGAAAUCAGUUGAAGGUCAAAACACUAAUGGGGAUACUCAAGGAAAAACUGGGAAAAAAGUUCCUCGAAAAGUGUUGCGUUACUUUCCCUUGAAACCAAGAUUGCAAAGGUUAUUUAUAUCACCAGAAAUAGCUUCAGACAUGACAUGGCAUCAUGAUCGACAUUCAAAAGAUGGGGUUCUUAGACAUCCAGCAGACUCUGAAGCAUGGAAACAUUUUGAUACAUUAAAUUUGGGCUUUGCUAGAGAUCCUCGUAAUGUUAGACUUGGUUUAGCAUCUGAUGGGGUAAAUCCUUUUGGUAAUUUAAGUGUUUCUCACAGCACUUGGCCAGUGAUCACUACUGUCUACAACUUACCCCCUUGGAUGUGCAUGAAGAAACCAUAUUGUUUCUUAUCUUUGUUGAUACCUGGUCCUAAAGCUCAUGUAAAUGAUAUUGAUGUAUACUUAGAACCAUUGAUAGAUGAGUUACGAGAACUAUGGUUUUAUGGAGUCGAUACAUAUGAUGCUUCAAGAAAAGAGAAUUUUUGUAUGCGGGCAGCACUCUUAUGGACUAUAAAUGAUUUUCCCGCUUAUGCCAAUUUAUCUGGAUGGAGUACAAAAGGAGCUUUGGCUUGUCCGUUAUGCAACAAAGACACACCAUCUACUCGAUUAAGGUAUGGUCGUAAGUUUUCUUAUAUGGGUGCUCGUAGAUUUUUAUCAUCUAAUCAUAAGUGGCAGAGUAAUAAACGUGAUUUUCAUGGAAAAGUAGAAAGAAGAUCUGCUCCAGAAAUUCUUUCUGGAAAGGAUGUUUUAAACCAAUUGCUUACUCUUGAGGACAUGAAAUUUGGUAAGACUCCGAAAAAACGGAAGUACAAAAAAAGUAAAGGCAUUCAUAAUUGGAGGAAGCUUGGUUUAGCAUCUGAUGGGGUAAAUCCUUUUGGUAAUUUAAGUGUUUCUCACAGCACUUGGCCAGUGAUCACUACUGUCUACAACUUACCCCCUUGGAUGUGCAUGAAGAAACCAUAUUGUUUCUUAUCUUUGUUGAUACCUGGUCCUAAAGCUCCUGGAAAUGAUAUUGAUGUAUACUUAGAACCAUUGAUAGAUGAGUUAUGA